Lates calcarifer (barramundi perch) is the source of this 4310-nucleotide messenger RNA. RefSeq names its product gamma-aminobutyric acid type A receptor subunit rho2a (gene gabrr2a). Gene Ontology annotation, biological process: nervous system process; regulation of membrane potential; monoatomic ion transmembrane transport. The record is from RefSeq and is a predicted model, not a curated record. Gene Ontology annotation, molecular function: GABA-A receptor activity; extracellular ligand-gated monoatomic ion channel activity; neurotransmitter receptor activity. Lineage: Eukaryota; Metazoa; Chordata; Actinopteri; Centropomidae. Gene Ontology annotation, cellular component: GABA-A receptor complex; neuron projection; membrane.
GGAUCGCACACACACACACGUUCCUCUCCUGCAGCCUCGUGCGGCAGAGAGUCUGAUGCCAUGACCGGGGACGUGUCCAUCCUCUGCUGAGAACCAUGCGCUGCCGGCUGAGCCCUGCUGGAAUGAACGGACGGGAAGGUGCUUUCAAGGGACUCACCUGUGGAUUUGCGCCGUCAGGAUGCCUUAUUUGACCAAACCUCUGAUUUUACUUCUGUGUCUGGUCAUUACCGGUGAAUGCCGUAAGCACGGCCACCGCGUGCGGAGAUGGACCGGUACCGUGGAGACCCAAAAGCACGGCACCUCCUUGGCAAAGAAGCCACCAGAUGUGACCAAGUCUCGCAAAAUGAAGACAGAGCAUUUACUCAAAGUAGAUGAUCAUGACUUCACUAUGAGACCAGCAUUUGGAGGUCCUGCAAUCCCUGUUGGAGUGGACGUUCAGGUGGAGAGCUUGGACAGCAUCUCUGAAGUUGAUAUGGACUUCACCAUGACCCUGUACCUGAGGCACUACUGGAAGGACGAGCGUCUGUCGUUCACCAGCAGCACCAACAAGAGCAUGACGUUCGAUGGUCGUCUGGUGAAGAAGAUCUGGGUCCCCGAUGUCUUCUUUGUCCAUUCCAAGAGGUCCUUCAUCCAUGACACCACCACCGACAACAUCAUGCUGCGUGUCUUUCCUGAUGGACACGUCCUCUACAGUCUGAGAGUGACGGUGACAGCAGCCUGUAACAUGGACUUCAGCCGCUUUCCCCUGGAUUCCCAGACCUGCUCACUGGAGCUGGAGAGCUAUGCCUACACAGAUGAAGACCUGAUGUUGUACUGGAAGAGCGGCGACGAGUCCCUCAGCACUGAUGAUCGCAUCUCUUUAUCACAGUUCCUCAUCCAGAAGUUCCACACAACAUCUCGCUUGGCCUUCUACAGCAGCACAGGAUGGUACAAUCGUCUCUACAUCAACUUCACGUUGCGACGCCACAUCUUCUUCUUCUUGCUGCAGACAUACUUUCCUGCCACUCUCAUGGUGAUGCUUUCAUGGGUGUCAUUCUGGAUCGACCGUCGGGCUGUGCCGGCCAGAGUUUCCCUGGGCAUCACCACAGUGCUGACCAUGUCCACCAUCAUCACUGGUGUGAAUGCAUCCAUGCCCCGGGUGUCCUAUAUCAAGGCGGUGGACAUUUACCUCUGGGUCAGUUUCGUCUUUGUCUUCUUAUCUGUGUUGGAGUACGCCGCUGUCAACUACCUGUCCACCGUCCAGGACCGCCGAGAGCGCAAGAUGAGAGAGAGGGCACGAUCUCAGUCACUGCCCUGCACCUGCGGCAUCUCCCAGACACGAACCAUGACCAUGUUAGACGGUACUUACAGCGAGGCAGAUACCAACAGCCUGGCUGGCUACACUGAGGAGCCCAUGGUCCCCGAGGAGGAACAGGAAGAGAUGCAUGAGGUUCCAGAGAAACCUGAACACAUGGUGGUCCACCUGUCAGUCAGCAGCGAGUCCACCACUACCAAGAAGAAAAAGAGCUUGCGUGCCCUCAACAUCAUCCAGAACACGCAUGCCAUUGACAAAUACUCCCGGAUGAUUUUCCCUGGCUCAUACAUCUUCUUCAAUCUUAUCUAUUGGUCUGUGUACUGCUGAAAGACGCUCACCAGUCAGGACUAAGGCAAGACAAUAUGAAUGCUGCAUCAAAAUGGGAUAUUUCCUGACAAAUUAUCAGAGUGAUAUUGUACUGUAUGUCUGGUGCUGGUAGAUCAUUAGGUUUAAGGCCUUGGACUGUAAAAGAGUCUGAAAAGAUACGUUUUCUUAAGUUCAUUGAGACUUUAGGACUAAUCGGAGCACUCGUUUUUGAUUUUUUUUUCCUCAUGCAGCAGUUUGAAUGUCCAGUAAUGCUCUAAACUAAAACAUAGAAAAACACUUAUUUAAAUAGUGUUUUUAAACUAUUGAUGCUAAUUCUCUCAGUCUUUUUCAGCUUCCUUAACUGUCCUCAUCACUGCUGUUCCUGAGAUGACGCUGGCUCAGUUUUUGUAUUUGGGAUGUAAAAUUGAUAGAUAAGGAUAAUUUCCACUUGUCCAUGUCCAUGCUGUGAGAUACAGGUUUCUGUAUCAUGUAUUCAUUGGUUGAUUUAUAACUUCAUAGCCAUAAAGUUUCUAGACCCAUUAUCUGUCAGUCGUGACUUCUUAAUUAUUAUUGAAGUAACAAACUUUGACCAUAUUUUCUUAAGCCUGUUAUCUCAAAAAAUGAUGUUAUAACUUAAUGUUCAAAAAUCACCUAGACAAAGAGUGUACAGCCAUUUUAGCAGUUCUGUGAGGCUAUAUUUAAUUAUGCUGUGAAUUAAAUGCUAAUGUCAGCAUGCUAACAUGCUCAUGUUGACAUUGUGACAAUGUUUACCAUGUUCACCAUCAAAGAUUUGCUAAACACAAAUCACAGCUGAUGCUGAUGGGAAUGUCAUUAGUUUUGCUGGUGAUUUAUCAAAACCCUGAGUAUUAGAAAAAUUCAUACUCUGAUCUAAUAAUGGUGCCAAAGUGAAAACUUCAGAUCACCAAAGUGAUUACAACCCAUUCUGUGGAGAACAUGAAUGUAUGUACCAAAGUUCAUGUCAACCUGCUAAUGGUUGGGAAGUAAGGUGAUUCAUUAUGUGAAAGUCAUUAUGGUUCAUCUUCAGCAGAUCUGGAAUGUUUGUACCACAAUGUCAGGGUAAUUAAGCCCCCAGUUGUCAAGAUAUUCCAGUAUCCAUAUUCAGUUAUAAAAAAUGUCAACCUCAAGGUGAUGCUGGAAGCAGAUCCAGCUGAGAUUGGGCGAGAGGUGGGGUACACACUGGACAGAUCACCAGUCUAUCACAGGGCUGACAUGUAGAGACAAACAACCAUUCACACUCACAUUCACACCUACGGAUGAUUUAAAGUCAUCAAUGAACCUGCAUGUGUUUGGACUGUGGGAAAAAGCUAGAGUACCUAUAGGCACAGGGAGAACAUGCAUGCUUUAUUUAAGGAUAAAACAGUGUUGAGUCAAAGUCAAAGUGUUGAGUCAUGUCAAGUCAGUGUAGCACUGUAUCACAACAGAAGUUAUCUCAGGGCUCUUUUCAUAGAAAGCAGGUCUAGACUGUACUCUAUAAUAUUCAGGCAGUGCUGCCAUUUGCCUCGACUGUUGAGAAAGGGAGGUGGUGGUGGGGGUGGGGCUUAGUAGCAGUGAGUAAAUUUAUCAAUUGAGUUAAGAUUUUGAGGUGACAGGCCUAAAAAAUAUUAACAGCUAUGGCCAAUCCCAAGUUCUGAAGGAUUUAACAUGCAAAUUGUAUUGAUUUGAUUGUCAUAUGGUCACACUGUUUUGUAUUAAGACUACAAUGACUUUUUGAGAAAGUGGCCUUUUGGUAAACUUUUGUGGCAAGGUCAUUUGCACAACACUGGAUUACUUAAAGGACCAUUUAAUUUUAGUGUUAGUUGCCUUAGCAUGUGACACAGAUAUGUACCAGUGACUGAAGAACCACAUGUGACUGUGGUGAUACUUAUAUAUAUCCAAUAAGUUAAAGGUUUUAUGGACAUUGGACAUUUUCUCCUAAGGUAACUGUAGUGACUUAUCCUCAUCAGCAAAGAAAAUGAACAGAAGCUGUCUUAAUACAGUGAUACACCAGCAACACCACUGAUGAAUGCAGCCAUUCAUUCAGUGUCAUUUCAGAGGGAAUGAUUUAUCUUGUAUUUGACAUGUAAAGUUAAGUAGAAGUGGAACAUGGACAGCUUUUUGUCCAUGUUGCACUUACUGACCAGAGUUGAUGUGAGUGUCCCUGAACUUCCUUACAAACGAACAUGCCUGGUGAUACGUUAAUUGCACUUCUUAAUAUGUGAACACUAUGACCUGACAGUGACUCGAACAAUGUGACUCGUGUGUGUCUCAUUUAGAGUGUUUGCACAUGACUUCUUGGCUAGGUUCAUUCGUGAAUCUAAGUGAUGAUGAAAACAGUUCCCCAGACCACCAAAGCUAUGUUUGUUCAUCAUGUGUGUGCAUACAGAAGAGAAAAUGUUGCGUAGAGAACCAGGAUUUUUGUUUGUUUGUCUUGGUUUUCAUGGCUUCUUGCAUCAUUAUUUGUGAAAAGCUGAAGCACAUUACUGGGGUUUUCUGUCCAUGAGUAUGACACUGUUCCAUUUGGUCAAAUUUGAACAAGAUUAAACAUCCUUUAUUUUAUUAGCAUUCAUUGGAAUAUAUAAAGGCUAACAAACUAAUGAUUGUUCUGAUGCAUCAUCAUCACUGUUUAAAGAAUUUAAAGGUUUUACUAACUGAUAUAUACUAAUUUGUCAAAUAAUAUGGACAGAAAGCCAGUAUUAUUUUUUAUCUUUUU